This is a messenger RNA of Cercopithifilaria johnstoni, 834 nucleotides long. Lineage: Eukaryota; Metazoa; Nematoda; Chromadorea; Rhabditida; Onchocercidae. The record is from the annotation of a GenBank genome assembly.
AUGCAUAUGUUUCACGGAUUAUGGAUAAUUUAUCUGUUUAUACCAUGUGUAUCAACUCAAAAAAAUUGUAAUCCAAUAUAUGUACGAUGGCAACGAGUAAAGAUAAUAUUUGGAGCACGAAUUGAAGGACCAUAUUCAUUUCAUACAUGCAAGGGAGCAUGCGCAAAUGAUGAAGAUCCUGUAAAAAGUGAUACGGAAGUACAAUGUUCCGGAUUCAAUCAUCGUCAUGGAUUACCACAAUAUUCACAACAUUGCCAAUUAUAUCAGGCUGAUCAAUUACAACAUGGUGAAAGUUUUUUUGAAGCCGAUGAUAGAUAUUCAUUUUAUUGGGAAUAUUGUGUUCAAUCAAAUAAAAGCUGUUCUGGAGAUUAUGCAUUUACAUAUUUAUCGGAUCGUUAUAUGGAUCAUCGUGAAGUUCGUGAAGUGAUACGAACGAAAACUCUUGAAGAUUGCUUAAGUUUAUGUUUGAAUGCAGCGGGUUAUGCAUGUCGUAGCGUAUCAUACAAUCGUACUGAUGGUGAUUGCAUGUUAUCACAGCAUAAUCAACUUAGUAAACCGGCAUUAAUUAAAAUUAACAACAAUCCCAAUUAUCGUAUCGACUAUUACGAAAAUAGUUGCACAAAUAAUUCAUUCUCAUUUGAUUAUGAGUGCAAAGAUGAUGGAAUACAGGUGAAGGUCAUUUCGAAGUAUCCAUAUACAGGUGCCAUGUUUGGCCUUUAUGACUUUUUCACAUGUCGCAUUGAACCUAAUGAAGAUACAAAAUUUGAAUAUUUCUUUCCGUCACCAACAAUUUCUAAGAAUUGUAGCGACAGCAUACGUUAUAAGGUAAUCUAA